GGACUGUAAGAGAACCUGUGGCAAGCUUAACAAGAGGACGAUUCUUCAUCCGCAGUCUUCGAAGAAGCUCGUGUGGGAUCUGCUUGGGGUCCUCGCCGUCGCUGUGGACUUGAUCUUCACACCACUGCUAUUCUUCGAUUUGAAAGAAACUGUGGUGUUGAAUGUCCUCAACUGGCUGGUCAAUGCUUUUUGGACGUGCGAUAUAUUUGUGACCUUUCGUACGGGCUUCCUCAAAGAGGCCAAGGUCGUACUGGAUCCUCGUUUGAUCGCAUGGCAGUACGCGACUGGGUGGCUGUGCUUUGACAUGCUGGUCCUACUCCCAGAAUGGAUGACCGUUUUGAGCGGAGAUUCUUCGCCCUCGGGGAGCGUGUCUGUGUUGCGGCUAGCCAAAUUGUCCAGGCUCAUGAGGUUAGCCCGGCUGGUGAAAAUUAAGAAGUUGAUUUACGCUUUGCAGCUCAGAGUCAAUUCGAAUCGAGUCAUGCAUUUUCUUCGCGUGGCCAUGAUGAUUUUGGGCGUCUUGGCAACCUCGCACGUCAUCGCUGGCUUGUGGUGGUGGAUCGGAAGCGACAACAACGGUUGGCCGACAUCUUCUCUUCUCGAUGGCAGUUUAACUGACAAGUACUUCGCGUCGCUGCACUGGGGAAUCACGCAGCUACACGGAUCGAUGCACAUCUCAGCCACGAACACAAUGGAACACAUUUUCAGUGCAGCUGUGUUGCCUAUGUGUCUUGUAAUGGUCUCUCUCAUGGUGAGUACGAUAACUACGGAUCUCCAGCAGAUGAAGGACUUCAACAAAGACGUGAUCGCUCAGAAGAUGGUGCUCUGCUCAUUCCUUGAGAGGAACAGGAUAUCACAGAAAACUUCAGCGCGCUUGAAGAUCUGGCUCGAGAAGGCCGCGCUGAACAGGCAGGAGCAGGACGAUGACCAGCGGCUCAUGGAGCUGCUCCCCAUUCACAUGCAGCAGGAACUGCUCGUGGAGAUACGCUCCCCGUCCAUCACGUGCCAUCCGUUCCUGUGCUUCAUGAAUUUGGUUUUCCCGCGCUUCAUCCGGGAGAUGGCGUUCGACGCCUUGGGCCAGGACCUGCCCCAGACUGGCGACAUCAUCUUCAGCGACACCGACGCCUGCAGCGUCAUGCGCACCGUGGUGCGAGGCGUUUUCCAGUACAGGCCGCCGAGAACGUGCCAGGACCUCAUCAAGUUCAUGCCCAAGCACAAGCAGCCUCGCCACAGCCUGUCUUCAGGGCAGCCCCGCACCAGCAGGAAUAGUUCCACGCCCAUGCGGAGCAGCUUCACGCCCUCUGAGAGGUUCAUGCCUCGCUUGAGCGCCCUGAGCAGGGGCAUCACCUGGAGCGCAUCUUUUGGCGGUGAGAAAGCAGCCGACAUCGAGAUCGACAUGACCCACGGGUGGUGGCUCAGCGAGAUCGCCCUGUGGACCCCGUGGGAGAAUGUCGGCACCCUGGAGACGAUCGAGGACGGCGUCCUGCUGCUGCUGCCGAGCGAGCGGCUUGUGGACAUGAUGCAGCGCCACAACAACCACGCCCUGCGCUCCACGUUGUGCACCUACGCGAGCUGGUUCCUCAGGACAGUCAACGAGCUGCCGCGGGUCGAGCUCUCGGACAUCUUCGUGCACCCGCAGGCCUGGCGCGAGGACGUCGCCGGGGCCGUUGGCAACGUCGGCAGGGAGUCGGAGGCCACGGAGCCCAGCAGGGACAGCGAGGCUAGCUAGGGAGAGCCAGAGAGCCGCCUCGCCCGGCGAUGGGGCAGGACGGACACGAGGAGACGACGAGGACGGGGGCCACAGGAAAAGCCCAGGUGGCAUCCAGCGAUGCUGCGGAGCACGCCUUGCGUGCAGGCAUUCGUUCUCCGCUGCGGGAGGCGACCCCAGCCCCCGGAGUGACGAGUGACUGGUGGGCCUGCCACGGAGGCGAAACCGAGUCUAGUAUUAACCUGAGUCUAGGAAGGGAUCCCGUCGCCGCCCCUGUGGCCAGAAGAGCGCAGCGAGGCAGCAUGCUCGAGUUUUCCCUGCGGUCUCCAGAAUGCCAGGCGAUCGCAGACCUGGUGAGGCGGACGGGCGGGGUGCCGAUUCGGAUAGACUCCAGCGGUCCGGGCCUAUAUGCUCGCGCGGAGACGCCGGCGCCGGCUGGAAACUGUGCAAAGAGGGGGGCCCAUGGCGCAGCCACGGCGGCCCCCGGGCCCCCUCCCCCGCGCUGGCCACCCGCGACGCGCGCGCCAGAGGGCCCGCCGCGGGGGGGAAGGAACGCUCCGACCCGCCUGUUUCUGUUCGAUUGGAAGGGACGAGUAGGGAGCGAGUUGAGAAAUGUUCGGAGAGUUUCACCGCCGCUGCUUGCGCCUGGGCACUGGAGCUCCUGCGCCUGGGCAGUUUUCGCCCGUUGGGGAAUGACGGAUAGGACUAUGAAGACCCACCCGAUGCGGGGACUACUUGUAAUUGGGGUCUGUAUAAUUUACUUCAGAAUGGGUGACUGGUAUGUGCGCUUUUUGCCUGAAGCCGCACCGACUCUCCCGUCGAAGGGGAGACGAAUUUUCCCGGACCGCGGCUUCUUGCACGCCCUUUUCAACACAUUUGCGUCUAAAUGUGGGGAUGCCAUUGCGCCUGCGCAUGGUCAGCCCCACAGCAUUGCAUGGUCACUGCGUGCCUUCAUAGUCUUGUUAGUGCUGUCUUGCCGAGGUGCGACCUCAUCCUCACGCCCAUCCUCAGAUCGCCCCUUAUAGUC
Prorocentrum cordatum is the source of this 2732-nucleotide messenger RNA. The record is from the annotation of a GenBank genome assembly. Lineage: Eukaryota; Dinophyceae; Prorocentrales; Prorocentraceae.